Carassius auratus (goldfish) is the source of this 4397-nucleotide messenger RNA. RefSeq names its product WD repeat domain 27 (gene wdr27). The record is from RefSeq and is a predicted model, not a curated record. Lineage: Eukaryota; Metazoa; Chordata; Actinopteri; Cypriniformes; Cyprinidae. Bases 260 to 2707 code for a protein of 815 amino acids. The transcript is spliced from 25 exons. Gene Ontology annotation, molecular function: protein binding.
CAAAGAACGCAAUAACUUCUUGGUCACAGACCAAACACUGGAGUUUCGUUUACUAAUACUACAUAUAGUAUAAUUAUAUAUAGGCUGCAUUUUUUAUAAUACUUGAACAGCAAUACAUUUCAGGUGAUGAAUGGAAUACUUUUGCAGCUGAUGUCAUUAGCACGUUCCACAAAACACGGCCUUAAACUAAAAAACCGUAGGGCUAACGUUAGUAUUCAACAGAUGGUCAGUUAAAAAGCAGGGGAUUAUUGGUGACUCCAUGGCUGCUGUGCAGUAUUUUAUUGAGAGGUUCUCUGUGACUUGCAACAAGCCAAUGUCCCACCUGCAGCUGGCCUGCUGUUCAUCUCACUGCGCACUCCCAUGGCAGGACAAGAGUAUCAGGAUUUACGAAAACAACAAUCUGGAGCCUCCCUUGGAACUCACUGGUCACCAUGGUGAUGUGUCUGCCAUGGUAAUUGGGACGGUGAGAGAUCGUCUCGUCCUCUGCAGUGCUUCUGAAGAUUAUGUUAUCGUCUGGGACAUUGACCGCUGCUACAGACGGAUCAGAGAAGGUGUAAGUGCCUCAGGUACAGUUGUUGGCACAUUGCUUGGCAAGGUGGAGCAUCUGUCACUGUGUCCACAGAGUGCAAGAUUGGCUGCGUGCUCAGGCUCCAGAGUGUUUCUGUUGAAUGCAGAGAGAGAGGAUGUGCUUGGAGUUUUGAAAGCUCAUCUUGGUCCUGUGACUGCCUCAGAGUUCUGUCCAUGGGACGUUAAUCUUCUCAUCUCAAUCUCAGAAGACAGAACAUUUAAGAUUUGGGAUGUGAAGAAGGGAGAUAUACUCUUUGAAUCUGCUGUCCUGUCAGCGUAUCCACUGCUUAGUCUGUUCUUCUUGGAGCAAAGCAGUCAGUUCAUCACAGGAUCUGGUGAUGGACAGCUUUGGUGUUACACUCUCCCUGUGGACCACAAAUGCCGCUUGGUGACAAAACUGGACCUUUCGAAGCUCGAACAGAAGUAUGAGAGAAACCACAGAAAAACCAGCUCACCUCAAAAUAGUCCAGAUGGAAUGAUUGGUAAUGAAGUGAGAGGAACAGUGGAGACAACAAAGCCUGUUCUGAAAAUCUGGGCCCAGAAACUGCACUCCAGUCAUGCUAGCCUCCAGCAGAGAACAAGUUGUGUGUGGAUCGGAAGUUCCGAUGGGCUGUAUCUGCUUGACCUGGAUACUUCAGAGCUUCUCAUGAUUCUUCCACUCAAAGGCAUCAUAAGUGACCUAAGCAUCUCAAUGGCAGGAUCAUGGGCCGUCACUAAUGGACUUGGUGGCAAUAUGUGCUGUUUGGUGACUUCUCUAUUUGGGACUUCAGUAACCCUUUUAGAGGUUAAUAGUGCCGGGCUGGACGAGCUCUGUUUUAGGAUGGCAAUGGGCUUCUCUGUGGAUGAGCAACUUUCAGUUGUGCCCAGCUCUCCUCUGAUGACUAUGUCCCCUCUGAAUGCUGAGCUGGCAAAACAUGGCCGAAAACCUCAGAAAAAAAUAGGUGUGAGCUGUCAGAAGAGUGUAAAGGAUCAGGCUUUGGUUUUUCACACGCAAGUGAAGUCAUCAGGAUACAAUACAGCUCCUCAUAGGACAAUGUUUAGACCAAAGACCAGUGUUAAGAAGAAAAGCAACUCUGCCUCAGCAACUAGCACAAAUACGAAAGGCCUCUUAAGUGAGUAUCCAUCCCAUUUGGAAGCACCGAGUAUGCCUUACGCUCAUAUAACAGUUUCCACAACUCCAACCCCAGUCAGCUCUCUACAGUUCUCAGGAAAUGGAAAGCAGAUUGCGUGUGGUCUUGGAGAUGGUUCUGUUUUGUUGUAUAACUCUUCACUCACCAGUAACCCAGCUGUCUACACAGGUCACAGUAAGGCUGUGAACACUGUAUGCUGGAGUCACAGUAAGCAGUGGUUUUUAAGUACUUCUGAGGACCCCACCCUUUGCAUCUGGAGCCCGAAUGCUUCAGAACCUGUUUUAACCAUGGGAGAUGACCAGUUUGCAAAGCCCAUCAGAAGUGCUCAAUUUUAUUACCUGGACAAGUUUUUACUGUUGGCGUCGGGAUCAAAUCUAAUGCUGUACCUUUACCAUCUGGACACCACAAGAGAUGACAUCAAGAGGUAUAAGCAAAGAAGCAAGUGCAAAUUGACCAGUAAAUUCAACAUGAAGUCAGGAACGGACAUCACUUCAAUGUCGGCCAUCAAUGACUUCUACUCCUAUAUCGUCUUGGCUGCUGGUGCUGACCGCACCAUCCAGGUGUUUGAUAUGAACCAGGGCUGUAUGGCCACUCAGAUCCCUGAUGCCCACUGUCGAGCUGUCCACCUCCUCACCCAGAACAAGGGAUCCGCGUUCUGUACACAGGCCUUGGAAUCGUACAAUCUCUUUCUGAGCAGCGCUAUAACAGAUGGUCUGAAGUUGUGGGACCUGCGCACUGCAAGGUGUGUUCGCCGUUAUGAGAGCCAUGUUAACCGCUGUCACCAUUGCACUGCGGCCUUCUCACCCUGCGGUCGCUUCAUAGCUACUGGCUCAGAGGACCAUUCUGCCUAUAUAUUUGACACACGCAGCAGCAGCUUUCUUCAUAAACUCCCGAGACACUCUGAAACUGUCCUGAAUGUGGCUUUCAACCCUGCUAAUCCAGAGCUGUUGACUGGAACACUCGAUGGAAAGCUGGCUUUGUUUCAUCCGGCCGAAUCUCUUCUCCCUUAAGUGUGGAAUCUGCCCCAAUGGCUCAGUUCUUGACCCAAGUUCACCGAUGCUGCAGACAAAUGAAAUCAGUCACGUUGAGAUUACUCUGCUGGCGUGCCACCUCUGAGACCGACAUCAUGGACGGGAUCUGUGAUAUCAUCAUUUAAGCCACCAUUGACAACCUACAGAUGUGACAACAUGCUCACGCCCUCGAUUGCCAAGCCAAAGACGCACCCUCAGAGAAAAGUCCAUUUGAACAACAGGUUUGAGCAACAUGUUUCCAUGCAUUUGAAAUGCAAGAUUCUUUAUUAAAGUAAACCUAAAUCUUGAUUGUAAAUCUUCUUUUAGAGUGACUCCUUUUAUGUAAAAUCUGCAUAUACUAUGCACCCGUGAUUUCAGACCCAAAAUAAUUCAUUUUAAUGGAUGGAUGAAAGGAGAUCAUUUUUAGGUAAGUUUAUGUUUUAGGUUUGGUUUUGCAUAAAUUAAAUGCUGUACACCAGAGCCACUUUGGCAUUCUCAUUAUCUUUCAGUCUCACCAGAAUCAAUAGUUGUGUUAAGGUGGCAAUAAAUUGCAGAAUGCAUGCAAGAAAGACAAGAUUCAGAAGCCUGAAGUGAUAGAGAAGAAUGCUGAGUCUUUAAUGAUGGGUGGUGUCCACUACAACUGCUGGCAGCAUUUCUGCGCCAAUUACUUUUCUGAGGUCAUUCUGCGCUCUGCCCAUUUAGCAACUAUCCCAUAGAGGGUUAUCUUUAGCAAAGCAUGUUUUGCAAUGGUUUAUAUUGACUCUCCUGACUGUUAAUGUUAUACCUUAAUAUUUAACUGUAUUGAUGUACAGCAAAUAAUAAGUUUGCAUUUAAAAAAAAAAACUAAAUAUGAAUAAUAUUUUAAUGCUGGAUUAUAUGUUUCCUAUGUAUGUGAGAAUUUACUGUGGGUUACAUUUUUUUCUAUUUUGAAAGUAUAUGAAAUACCAAGAUAAAACUAAAGAAAAGUACUUUUUUUUUUUAGUUUUAUUUGGACAAGUUCUAAGUGUGAAUGGAAACAAUUCAGCAGUUUUGGUUCAUUGUCAUUGGUCACGUUUGAGCUCUACUUUUGAAUUAAAGAAAAAUAAUAAUGCUUCAACUUCUCUCUUAUACAAUAAUUGGGGUUGGCUGCUCUUUCUAAACAAAGAAGCUGUGCACUUCUAAUGGUUAACAGAGAGAUGUCAAAUAUGGAUGCACAUAACUACUGAAUUGGCCAUAAUGUUCUUAACCUCUUCCCUAGCACAGCCAGUUUAACCUAUUACUAUUAUUAAAAAUUAAAACAACGUAAUAAAUAAAUAUAUCAGUUAUUGCUACAUAGUCAGUUUUUCAACACCUCUGUUUUCAAGUCAUUUAGAUGCUCAUGGAAAACAAACUUUGGUUAUCAAAGUCACAAAAAGUGUUAACUGUUCACCUCAUUGGAUUGUUCCAGGUCUUUGAAAUUUGAAAAACUUUUGGUUCUAAAGAAUAGACUUUCCCACAUUAGCCUUAUCUGUAAGUUCAUUCAAAGGACAUUCCUUCAUUCUGUCAGUACAGGAUGUAAUUCAUUUAUUUCAGAUAUAGCUGAUGGGGGAGAGAGGAGUAGUCUACACAUUAAUGAUAAGAGAAAGAUUUUGUUUUUUAAUGCAUGAGUUCCUUUUCAUGUGUGAGAUAUGUGACUGCUAGUUCCAUUUCAUUCAGUGAUUUUUGUUUAAUA